AUGACGGUUACUAUGUCCAAUGAUGAGCGAAGCCCAGAUUCGCUCCGGUCUUCUACGAAGACCCCACCGACGACUCCUACCGACAAAUCCUCGAACGUCAAGAGCAGUAGUUCUGGGUUACGCGAAUGCGACAUCCGCUCCCAGUUAGAGGAAGAAGCGAUAGAAGCUGUGCGUGAGUUCUCGUAUGCCGUUCAGUCGGUUUGCAUCUCGGAAAUGUUGCCUCGCACCAGUGAUCUGUUGUUCCUGAAUCUCACUACAUUGGAGGGAAAAACCUACUGUAUUGAGUUGACUGCGAAAGGUUGGCGGAUUGCCAGCAACCGAGCAGACUGCAUGAAUGGUGAUUUCCGACAACUUUACAUACACACGCAGUAUUUUGAGUCUUUGAAUCAACUGUUAGAUUCGAUCUCGCCUUCAUACCGACAGCGAUUCGGCGGGAAACUCGCCGAAAAACUAAAUAAUCUUAGCAAAAUUGGUUAA
Angiostrongylus costaricensis is the source of this 477-nucleotide messenger RNA. The record is from the annotation of a GenBank genome assembly. NCBI's taxonomy places the organism in Eukaryota, Metazoa, Nematoda, Chromadorea, Rhabditida, Metastrongylidae.